AUGGGCGCCGAGACAGGAGUUCGGGUUUAUGGUGGACGCCUCAAUGCGUCUGGUCUCGAUGUAUUCCAUUGCGACACGGGUCUUGAUCGCUCUGCCCAUGCGCAGGUAGCAGUGAGAGGAGCUGUGGUUCUGAACAAUUGGGCGAAUGUGGUUGGCAUCACUGACUACAGUGAGUACAUGCCUGAAGAAACACACACUCAGCUGCUCCCCCCACAAUACAGUGGUGUGUACCAACUGCUGUUUCUUGGGCUAACUUCUUGGGGCUUGGGCACAGCCCUACUUGAGUGGGCCUUGAAGAUGCACUUCCUGCACGCGCGCCGUGCGAAGCAGGGCUGCUUUGGAGCGGCGAUCUUGUUGGCAGCCGGGCUUGGCCUGGCCCUGUGGGCGGUCGCUGCAAUGACUGCUGUUCAAUUUGGCAUAGAUUCAUUAUCAGUAACACAUUUUUACGACUCAUUUUCGUUCUGGUGGGGUAAUAUCGCGAAACCCCUGAUGAUCUUCUGUGGGUUCAUCGCCUUGGUCACCCUCGGCUACCUCUACAUGGCGGUGGGGCGGCGCAUCAAGGAUUUCCGAGCCAUGGCCGAGCUGAGGGAGGCUGAGAAGCUCAUGAAGCAGAAGGACCAGCUGGUGAAAUCGCUGGACAAUCUCGAGCUUCGCAAAGAGAUGGCUGAGAAGCACAAGGAGCUGUUUCAGCUCGUGGUCAGUGGCAACAAGGUAGGGGCGGAGAAGAUCUUCCUUGAGAUGCAAGAGAAAGCCAAGGCAGAGAACGAGCGCCUCGCGAAAUGGUUCGGCGAUCGCCGCGGCUUCUACGCAUCGGAAAGCCAUGGCAAGCGGCUGGAGCAACUUGAGGCCAUUGAGUCCGUCACGGUCUCAGAGCUGGUGCAGCCACCUCUGCCAGAGUCGAUCGUAGAUGAGAAGUUGGCCAUUGACUUCCUCUACCGGGCUGGGAGCUGGCUGCGCGGAGCCUUCAAGCAGGAGCUCCAGGACCUGUGCAAGGGUCUCAACAGCAUCAAGAGCAAAGCUGACGUGGAGAGCCUGGGCUUCCAGGAGCUGAAGUUCGACCCGACACUCCACCCCCUCCAACCCAACUCACAUGCGGAGGUGGGUGAGCACGUGGGGCUCCUCCUGGCUCCGAUCAAGGCUAAAGAGCGGGCCAUGGACAAGGCCGCAGCAGACUACGCCAAGAAUCCUGAGAAGCCAGCGGCCCGGUACGUGUGCGACUUCCUUCGCGCCACGGUCUUUGCCUCGGAUCCCUUCGUGCUGGCGGUGGCCUUCGACCAGCUACGGAAGCGGUUCGAGGUCGUGAGGGUCAAGAACAAGUUCCGAGAGGCUGAACUGAAUCCCGAGCUGCGUACCAACAUCCUCGUGAACCUCUGGGUCAGGAACGGCGACCUUGCUCAGAUUGGAGAGGUGCAGUUCUUGCUUCAAGACUACCUCACCGCGAAAGAUCUGCAGCAUCUCUACUACGACGUGGUACGGGCCAAGGAUCCAGGUGAGAUAAUUGACAAGCCCAUCUUUGGCUGA
Symbiodinium natans is the source of this 1521-nucleotide messenger RNA. Lineage: Eukaryota; Dinophyceae; Suessiales; Symbiodiniaceae. The record is from the annotation of a GenBank genome assembly.